This is a messenger RNA of Ailuropoda melanoleuca (giant panda), 2180 nucleotides long. It is a transcript of the gene PRPSAP1, whose product is annotated as phosphoribosyl pyrophosphate synthetase associated protein 1. Bases 431 to 1588 code for a protein of 385 amino acids. Gene Ontology annotation, molecular function: ribose phosphate diphosphokinase activity; magnesium ion binding; ATP binding. Gene Ontology annotation, biological process: purine nucleotide biosynthetic process; 5-phosphoribose 1-diphosphate biosynthetic process. NCBI's taxonomy places the organism in Eukaryota, Metazoa, Chordata, Mammalia, Carnivora, Ursidae. The transcript has 10 exons. Gene Ontology annotation, cellular component: ribose phosphate diphosphokinase complex; cytoplasm. The record is from RefSeq and is a predicted model, not a curated record.
CUAUCGAGUCAGGUCGCACCGUCCAAGAACAUGAGAGCCAAAGAGCUCCUGUGGGAGCGACAAAAGCAAGCGGCGGAGAGAUUCGUGAGGCUUCCCUGGGCAGGACAAACUUUAUAGAGUUGCCCACCACCCUGCCCUCAUCUGAGAUGGCGGCUCCGGGGACGCUCUAGCCGGCGCCUCGCAGAGUUCCAGAGGGGGGCGGUGUCCUCGCCGCUGGCCCUGAGGUGGCUGAUACGCUGGUCGCAGCGAACGUGGGUUCCGCCCCAGCUCUUGGCGGCCUCGGGUACGGGGACCGUGAGGGUCUCGGGCCUCUCCCCUCCCGUUCCUGGGGUCUCGGCGCCUUCCCUAGACGGACCCCCCCGCCUCGCGGCCGCCUCGGUCAGAGCCGCUCCGGGCGCCCGUCGGCCGUAACCGCGCCUCGGGCCGGACGAUGCCCAAGAAGCUGCUGCUACUGCCCCCGCUCUCCGCGUCCUCGACCCUCCGCGCCCCGCGAGCCCGCCCCGCCGCCCGCCCGGCCAUGAACGCCGCCCGCACCGGCUACCGAGUCUUCUCGGCCAACUCCACGGCCGCCUGCACCGAGCUGGCCAAGCGCAUCACCGAGCGUCUUGGUGCUGAAUUGGGGAAAUCUGCGGUCUAUCAAGAGACCAAUGGAGAAACAAGAGUUGAAAUAAAAGAAUCUGUUCGUGGCCAAGAUAUUUUCAUUAUACAGACAAUACCCAGGGAUGUGAACACAGCUGUGAUGGAGCUGCUGAUCAUGGCUUACGCACUGAAGACGGCCUGUGCCAGGAACAUAAUCGGAGUCAUCCCGUACUUCCCCUACAGCAAGCAAAGCAAGAUGAGGAAGAGGGGUUCCAUCGUGUGCAAGCUCCUGGCGUCCAUGCUGGCGAAAGCAGGUUUAACUCACAUUAUCACUAUGGAUCUUCAUCAAAAGGAAAUACAAGGCUUUUUCAGCUUUCCCGUGGACAACCUUAGAGCCUCACCUUUCCUGCUUCAGUAUAUCCAGGAAGAAAUUCCAAAUUACAGGAAUGCAGUCAUUGUGGCUAAGUCUCCUGAUGCUGCCAAAAGGGCCCAGUCAUAUGCUGAGAGACUCCGUCUGGGGUUAGCUGUGAUCCACGGAGAAGCUCAGUGUACGGAGCUAGACAUGGAUGACGGUCGCCAUUCUCCCCCAAUGGUCAAAAAUGCUACCGUCCACCCGGGUCUGGAGUUGCCGUUGAUGAUGGCCAAAGAGAAGCCACCGAUAACUGUAGUCGGAGAUGUUGGCGGGCGCAUCGCAAUCAUAGUGGAUGACAUUAUUGAUGAUGUGGAAAGUUUUGUUGCUGCUGCAGAGAUCCUGAAAGAGAGAGGUGCUUACAAGAUCUACGUCAUGGCCACUCAUGGUAUCCUGUCUGCGGAGGCCCCCCGCCUCAUCGAGGAGUCCUCCAUUGACGAGGUGGUGGUGACGAACACUGUCCCUCACGAGGUGCAGAAGCUGCAGUGUCCCAAGAUAAAGACGGUGGAUAUCAGUCUGAUUCUUUCUGAAGCGAUUCGGAGAAUCCACAAUGGGGAGUCCAUGGCAUACCUUUUCCGAAACAUCACUGUGGAUGACUAGCCGUCACCAUUGCCCUGACUGUGGAACUCCUGAGGAAAACGUGUGGAGAGCAGUGCCAUCAACUUGUGUGCACAGUGUUUCCUCUCCAGGGAGGACUGGAAAUAGCCUGAAGUCAGAUAGUCUGUCUCACCACGUUGGGGAGGUAGUCAAGGGGAAGACAGAGCUGAUAGAUAAAUGGCCUUAAAUGUCUGCCAUUGUCAUCCUGUUCCUUAAACAAAAGUUAGACACUUUCCUAAAAAGAAUCCCUAAAUUUUGUUGAUACUGAAAAGGAGUUAAAGGCAGAUAAUCUUACUCUUUGAUAUUUGGGUAUUUCCACCACAGGGAGAUGCGUGUCAGCGUUGAACUUGGUUAGGGAAGCUGAGUGCCCUGGUACUGUUUCCAUUCUAAUUGUCCUCUCCCCAGUCAGCCUCACGUAAGUCUUUUGUAGAAAACCCUAUUUUUAUCUUUGAGAUGCUGCUGUAGCUACAGCCACUGAACAACAAAGCCUUUGUGGCAUUGCCCCAGCGAGGAGGUCAGAUUAGACAGUAGCAUCCUACCUCUGGAUACCCGCGUUGCUCUUCAAUGGCAAAUAAAAGAAUUUGUUGUCUUGCAA